GAUUUAAGGAUUAAUUUUUGCUAGGAUUACGUAUUAGUAACUAUACUUCCUAAGGCAUAGCAUUUUGUUGCUGCAUAGAGUUAUAUGCCGUGAAUAUUCACAUGAAAUUGAGGUAUGUUCUCGCAAUGAAGAACUUAUUGUGAUUUGCGAAGAUUUUCUUCCCAAACAACUUAAACUUUUAUUUGGUAAAUUACAUAUCUAUAACCAACAGAACUGAUCAUACUUAAGGUCUGUCUUUUUGUUUGAUUUAGAAGAUAUCUUUAGACUUUAGGUGUUCCAAUCAAAGAUUUAUGGUACUUUACCUAAUGGCUGACACGCGCUGUUCAUACCAUACUCCAGGAAUUGGUAAACUUCCUCAGGAACUUAGGACAUCUCGUGUGAUACGUCGGUCUCCUGUUCAAGAAGUUUUGGAGUUCACUAGACAGAGCUUAUCUGCCAUAGCAUUUAAUAGUCAGAAAAGAUCUCAUGCUUCAUUGCAUCUUCCCAGAGCGGUCAGUGCACCUCCAGGGCUUUCUGUGAAAUUGAGUGCAUCUGAGAAAAACAAACAAGGGGAAAGAUUGUUGCAAAGAAAGCAGCAUCUUGCUUAUUCUCGCUCAGCAAAAAAUAAAUCCAAUAUCAUACCCCAUCGCCAGGACUAUGGUUAUUACAUUGCUGGAUCAAGUAUGACACUUUCUUAUAGAUAUGAUAUUGAUGAUGAAGAAUUGAUUAGAUUACAAUUAUUAGCACAGAGAAGAAUUGGAGGAAGCAGUAGAGCAAGUUCAGUGAACAGCUCCCUGGUGAAUUACAGACGUGUUACGUCUAAUGGUGUACGCCCUGGAUUCCUGAGUUCUGUUGGUGAGACUGCCACACCAUUAACACCAAGUGCAGCUCAACUUGCCACACCAUUAACACCAAGUGCAGCUCAACUUGCCACACCAUUAACACCAAGUGCAGCUCAACUUGCCUCACCAUUAACACCAAGUGCAGCUCAACUUGCCACACCAUUAACACCAAGUGCAGCUCAAUUUGCCACACCAUUAACACCAAGUGCAGCUCAACUUGCCAAACCAUUAACACCAAGUGCAGCUCAACUUGCCUCACCAUUAACACCAAGUGCAGCUCAACUUGCCACACCAUUAACACCAAGUGCAGCUCAACUUGCCACACCAUUAACACCAAGUGCAGCUGUGUUAGCAGAAAAGAGAAAGAAUAUUUUAGAGCGAAGACAGCAACUAGAAGAUGGUCGUUUGAGGCGCAAAGAACUACGUAAGAAGGGAAAAAACGCUCAAAAAAUACGUUUAGAGGAGAGAAUGAAGUUCGAAAAGGAAAUGGAGGAGAGAUAUCGACCCAAAAUCCCGGAAAAGAAAAGUUUGAUUUUUCUCGCUGACCAAGAGGAUAUGAAAGCAACUGUUAAGGAGAGAAUACUUUUGAAAUACUUCACCAAUGAUGAUGAUAGCGAGGAGUCGGUUAAACCACUUGUAAACGAUGAACAGAGAGCGGUUUUCGCAAAUAUUUUUGACGAAAUAGACCUCAACCGAGAUGGCUGGAUUGACAUGAAAGAAUUCAAAGGGAAACUUUGCUCUAUGGCUACUAAAGAUCAACUGAAACAAUUACUCCAGGUAUUUGACGUGAAUCGCGACAGUUUUGUAGAUAAGAGAGAAUUCGUCGUAAUUUGUGCACUGAACGACAAACUUCGCGGCUCAAGAACUGAAAGUGGCACGACUUCGUUAGAACUUAACAUACAAAGACUAGCAAAUUUUCUUAUUAUUUACAAGGAGUUAUUUGAUAUCAUCGAUGAAGAUGGAGACGGGAAAGUUCAAGUAGACGAAGUAGUGCUUUUGGUGAAAACCGCUGUGCAAGCAGAUAACAGUCUCUGCGAAGAGAAAAUCAUGAUGGAGUUGGGUAUCAUGGAGAAAGAUGAGAAAGGUUGCAUCGACUUCAUUACCUUUAUAUACAAUGUCUCGCUCUUUUCGCGAUUAUUUCGUGUUGUGAUGGAUUCGCCACUUUCCGUUAGCAAUCUUGAAGAUGUACGAGAUCGUGUUCUUCGCAAACACUCCAGAAAAGCAAGUGGAAACACAUAGUAAAGAAACAAAUAGUUUAAAAAGGCAAGUGGGAACAGAGAAUAAUGAAAAAAUACUCCAAAAAAUAUAUAGGGGAAGCGUAGGCCAUUGAAACCAUGGAAACUAGUUGCGCGUUAGCCUGCGUCAUGUGGUUUAUGGCGUUGGCUAGUUACGCGUUUGUUCAUGAAAAAAGUGGUUAGGAUCUAGUAAACCACAUGGUCCAUUGUCAAAGAAUUUUGUGAAGACAAGUUUUUCACCAGGUGAAAAAUGCUGUCGGAAAAUGAAAAAUGAAACCUUUUUACAAACGAUUUAGCACACUUGAAAAAUUUCCUAGUUUCUGCGCAAACCUUGUUGUGACAGCUUUGUCUACUGCGUAGAAACAAUUGUUUGUAUUCUGAAAAGCAAAUUUUUGGUCGUAAAUCAGGCAUUUCUUGUUGCGCAAAUUAUUUAGAUAUGAAGCCAAUAUCUAAAUUUACAUCGUUGGCGAAUUCAGAUGAAUUGAAAUGCUUGAAAUUACAAAAGCUUAAAAUUCCUCGUGAUUUAAUGCAUAAAAAAUUCAUUACUUUUACAUAUUUAACAACAGUUUUUCAAACGUACAUUUGUGUGAGAAUUAUUAAAUUAAUAAAAUUACGGAUGACGUAGCCAGCUCGUUUGUUUCCUCGUGCUAUGUAAACAUUUCUAUAUUCACUCACUGUAAAUUCGAGUCAAUAGAUUUCUCGCGAAAUAAAUGACAAUGAUCAGAAUUUUACAUAGCAUUAACAAACCUUCGGGCUAGCUACUCUAAUCUUUGCAAAUUUUUGUGCGGGUCAA
Xenia sp. Carnegie-2017 is the source of this 2849-nucleotide messenger RNA. RefSeq lists its product as uncharacterized. Gene Ontology annotation, molecular function: calcium ion binding. The coding region runs from base 291 to 2060 and encodes 589 amino acids. NCBI's taxonomy places the organism in Eukaryota, Metazoa, Cnidaria, Anthozoa, Malacalcyonacea, Xeniidae. The record is from RefSeq and is a predicted model, not a curated record. The transcript is spliced from 14 exons.